Molecule: messenger RNA, 1095 nt
Organism: Penicillium angulare
Lineage: Eukaryota; Fungi; Ascomycota; Eurotiomycetes; Eurotiales; Aspergillaceae
Exons: 3
Coding region: 1-1095 (364 amino acids)
Source: RefSeq, a predicted model, not a curated record
AUGGGUACACCCUACGGGUACUGGUCACAGUCUCAUCUCGCUCCAGCUGACAAUUUGCCCUCAAUUGAUCCACUCCUAACACCUCGAAUCCACACAGUACAGGAACUCGCGCGGACUCUCAAUAAAGUGGGCGUUGUGCAUGUCAGAGGCACUCCGGCCUCUGGGAAAACCAUCCUUGCUCAGUUUCUCAAAACUCACUACGUGAGUCUCAAUACAACGGUUCUUUUUUUCGAUAACUGGAGAGGCCGCGCAAGGUACGAGCUCAAAAUUAUGGAUGCAGGAUACAAGCAAGACCAAAGAUUCAAUGUCCCAUCGUUCAUUGAAGUAGGCGACUACGUGCUUAUCAUUGACGACGCGGAGACAUCGUUUCAUGACAUGGAAUUCUGGAAGGGUUUCGUGUUGAAGGCCCUGCAACGUCAGUACAAAGCCCGAAUCUGUCUGUUUUCUUGUGGUGGGAGCCCACUCUCUGGGACGGAUCAAGAGUCUUUCGGUCAUCUUCAAUCCGGCCCUUUCUUUCCCCGACACAGAGUAUCGGUCUUACCAUCUGCAGCCGGGGACUCUCCUCCUUUUGGGCUGUUCUUCACUCGAGUUGAGUUCGACGAUGUCAUCCGCCGCUAUUGCACUGCUGCUAUCCGCAACCCGAAGAUUUGUUUAGAGCUGUCUGCGGAGAACAGGAUCUUUGAAGUGACGAGAGGGCAUCCUGGAGCGGUGAAUGGUAUUCUACAGUUGUUACAUCAUGUUUUUCGUGAUCCACUGAUGAAUGCCGGUUUCAGGCUUGGGAAAGAUGAAGUCGAGAGUUGUCUCAAUGACCUAGAGCACGUCGGCCAAAUCCCCAAUCUUCAAUUCAAGAGUUCCCUACCAAUGUCAUCUGUCUCACACGAGGCUAUUCAAGCUAUGCGCAUAGUCGUCGCAAAAAAAGCCAUCGACUUCGACCCAAACGAUACGGGUAUCAAAGAAUGUUACGACAACGGAUGGCUUUUAGCCGAAGCAAUAAAGGGAAACAGGGCUCGCUACUAUGACAAAAGAGAGCGCGUUGUCUGCGUGUUUCCAACGGAACUACAUGAAAGUUACUUCAAAAUGGCCUACGAGGAUUAG